UUGGUCCAGAUACUUCAGAAAGUGCAGUUCAGUUGUUCCGAGCGCUAGUUAGUUCCAUUUCGACUCGUGAACGAGAGAAAGUGAAAUCUCAAUAAGCUACCUUUCUGUCUCCAACAUGUUGGAAUAAGUGCAUACAUACAUCUAGCAAACAGAAUUUGGAGGCAUCCCAGCAAGAGCGAUGGAACUGACUUGGAAUAAAUUACUGCUUCUCUUAGGUUUGCUAAGCUCUGCUGCGUCUGAAUCAAAUAGCCAUAAGUUUCCUACAGAUAUCUAUGAGUAUGGAUUCGAAUCCCAGAGAAUGGAUGUCAGUCAAUCAAGUGCCAAAUUACCUCUAGAGACUCGAAAAGUCAGCACUUCUCUGUCAGCUGAAAGAUCACAAAGCCUUCCAGAGACUCUCGUUUCCGAAACUCUCAGAGCAAAAGAAGUUGAACAAGCUUCCAAGUUCAUAAAACGCAUGUUCAUAGAUGAGAGUGAAGAAGAGGAAGAUGAUCAACCUUCUAAAUCCAUAAAAGAUGUAUUUAAAGAAGAAGACGAAUCGCAGCUUAGAGUUUCAGAUGAUAAUGAAGAGGCAAUGGAAAUUACUCCCGAAGAUUUGCAUUAUGAUUCUCAAAGGAUACAAAAUAUUCCAAAGUCAGAAUUUUUGAAUAAAAAUGCUGGAAUAUAUAAAACAUAUUCAAAUCUUCAUUCAGAAAAAUACGACAAUGUAUGGCUGGCUAGUGAAAAGCAGCAAGAAAAAAUUACCUCACCAAAAGAAGUAUCCGCUGAUGAAGAGGCAAAUGCAAAACAAGUAGCCAAUAAACAAGAAACUGACGGGAAAAUUAAAGACACUACGAAAAAUAACAAAACUAAACGGCGAAAAGUACUUCGGGUUAAAAAGCGACCAGGAUUUAAGAAUAAAAACAAUCAAACAAAACCUGAAUCAAAAAUACUUAAAGAACAAAAUCAAACCAAUAUGAAUAUUAAUAUGGAACGAAAGGACAAAGAGGAAAAUCGUUUAAAAUCUGAUAGACCAAUAUUAAACUUCCUGAAAUCUCACCAGCCAAUAGAAAAAGAGACAUUACCAGAAACCAACCUUUCCGCAGAAUUGCCUAAUACGACUAUAAAAGUUAAAAGACUUGAAAAAGAGUCUGCUAUUGAUUUCCACAGCGAGCUUGGAAACAAACAGCAAACCCAUCGUGAAAUAAAUUCACCGGAGCAAAGUACUUCAAAAGAACGUAAGGAUUAUGUGGUUACAUUUUUACGUAGAAUUGGUGAAAAACUGCUCAGUGAUUACAAACCUGUCAAACAAAGUUCCAAACCCGAGUGGGUGUCGAUGUAUAAAACUGAAGAUGGAGAAGCCAACAACAAUUAUUAUGUACAAAGUUUUAAUUAUAGGGGUGACCAAAAUAAAGAAGCGAAAGAUAUGAUAAAACUGAUACAGUGGACAUCUCUUAGAAACGAACCACAAAAGAAAGUUUUCGAUUCGUCAGAAAAGAAAACACCUUUUCAGAAAAAUAGAAAUUUCCAAACACAUGAUGCACGAAGCUAUUCAUCUGAAAAAAUUCUGAGAUCUAAUUCUGAAACAGGGAAAAGUCCAGUUAAAUGGAACAAAGUAACUAAUUAUAAACUACUAGAAGCUGGUAAAAAGGAUUUGGAAGGUAUUCACGAAAAACAGAUGGAGAAAAAAAUAGUUCGCAAAGUAUUCCCUGAAAACGAUAGAGCUAAAUUAGACGUGGCUUCGAUUAGUUUCAAAAAGAAAUCUACAAGUCAAAAUAGAAAACCUCAUUGGCAACCAGGAGAGCCUGUACAUAUCUCAGGACUUAAGCCGUUGAAAAAGAAAAUACAAUAUGAUGAAAAUGUUUCCGAAAGAGAAAAUUAUGAAGACCCUUAUCUAGAUAAUCAAGAAUCUGAUAAUAACAGUUUUCUACAAAACAAAGAGGAAAGUCUGCUUUUAAAAUCAAAGAAUGGUGAACCAGCAUUCUCUCAUUAUGACCAAAAUUUAAAAAGCAUUACUAGGAAAUCAGCGCCCAGCUACUCAACAGGUAACGAAAAUGGCAAGUAUUUUGUUCAUGUGUUUAGAAGAAUGGGAGAAGUAAGUAAAGAAGAUUUUGAUAUUAACAGUGAUGAAAUCCCUGAAGGUGAUGGCUAUGUAUCAUCUAUGAAAUUAAGUUGGGAUGAAGAUGAUACGAAUGCCCAAAUAGAAAGAGCCAUCGAUAGCUGGCCUAAGGUCAGCAAAACAUUCACGAGAGAAAAAGACUUUUUUACGAGAGUAGAUGAAAGCAUUAAAACUUUAGAAGAUGCGAACGAAAAAGCUCGUGGAGGAUCUAGCUCUACAGAGGAUGAUGAAUACCAUUCAGAAAAUGAAGAGUAUACAUACAGAAAAAAGAGAUCUACUGAGAAAACACAUGACCCCUAUAUAAAGACACAUUUUACAAUGGGAAAAAGCAAAACUUCAUUUCAGUCUACUUUAUCUAGCAAUCAAACUAAUCCAAUAUUUUUGGACAAACAUCAGAAACCUGUUGCAGGCAGCAGGCUUUCUGGAAAUGCAGCACACAUCACUCCAGCGCAAACACAUUACCGUAAUGCUGCUCGACAAUCAGAAUUAAAUGAUGACAAAGGGAGAAAUGCUGGAAAUUUUCGAACUUAUUACCAUAAACCGGAAUAUGAAAAGAAAAUGAGAAAACUUGCAAAAGAAUUCCAUAUAAAGAAAAGCACUGAAGCAUCUCCCUUCGAUGAAUACGCAAAACCAGUUCGGGAAUUAAAAAAUUAUCAAAUAUUUCAUUCCUACAAAGAACCGAAAAGAGAUCAAAAACCUAAAUCCCAAAUUGAAACAUUUUACAAUGUUAAGAAUAUAGACACGAAGCAAGACCGUAGAAUAUUUGAUAAAACUAAUAUGAAAAGUUUGCAACGUUUAAAACCAAGCUACAGUAACUUGCAACGAAAUAAUAACGGGCAUCAAAGGUUAACAGAUAAUACAGAAACAGAAGUUGUUCAGUCUUCGGCUGAUAUCAAUAAAUUCUUCUUUAAGAAAGGAGAAAGCAGCAAAGAAACUCGAGAUGCAAAAUCAAAGGGCACCUUUAACAAACCAAAUGAACGCAAGACAUUGGCUGAAAUGAGUUCUGAUAAAAUAUUGAUGGAAGCCAAUACGAAUGAACCAGUAAUCAAGACAUUUUUUCGUAAAAGUGGUCAAGCGGCUAUACCUGAUGGAAAAAAGUCAUUUUCUGAAUACGAUGGGACUAGAAAUAAACAAUCCGACAUGGAGAAACUGAAUGAUGAAGAAGAACAUGAUGAAUAUACAGCAGAGAACGCGGAUGCCGAAAGUGAUUCUCGCUAUUCUCCAAAUGAUGGUAUACUCCUGCCACAUGACGACCAAAACGACUUCCCCAAAAAUUCUAUAACUUAUCGCAAAGAAUCGAAAGCAAAGCCUGUGUUUCGUUUCGAAAGCGAUGACUGGAAACAUUCAUUUAGUUCUCCUGAAGAGCCUGAAUAUCCAAGGUUGCAUUCCAUACCCAAAACACACUUCACGUGCAAAGAAAAGUCAACAGGCUAUUAUGCAGAUCCCGAAACAGGAUGCCAGGUAUUCCAUAUGUGUCAAGCAACUGGAGAGAAGCAUUCUUUUCUCUGUCCAAAUACGACCGUGUUUAACCAAAAGCUUUUGGUUUGUGAUUGGUACAGCAAAGUGAAAUGUGAAAAAUCAGAAUUAUUUUACAGCAUCAAUGAUCAUAUUUACCAGCAAAACCCAAGUAAUAACGAAAUGACCAGUGCCAGACAUCCAGAUGAAAACAGCUGGAACUGGAAAUUACGACAACUAGAAGCUGAAGUGGAGAAAACAUUUUCUGCAAAUAAAGGUAAACUACCAAAGGAAGAAGAUUUGCAAACUGAUGAUGCAAAUAUACAGUCUUCUCCGUAUUUAAAGCACGCUGAUUUGAAUCACAACAAAACUACAAAUAGCCCCUCAAAACGCACAGAAUAUAAAUCCUCUGCAAGAAAAUCUUAUAACAAAGAUUACGGAAUAAGAGAAGCUACAAGAAAAUACAAUAAACCGUCCAGGAACAGAGGAAAUAAAGAUAAUUUGGGGAAAGAAAAGCCUCUAAAAUCAAGAGGUUAUGAUUAUCAUAAAGAUAAUGAAUACGUUCAUCUACAUAAGAAUGCUGAACGAGAAAACAGCGCUGAUAAUCUAAGUACUGGCAAACCAAAUUCUGAUGCAAACGAAUAUAGAACGAUUAAAAACAGCUGGGACGAAAAGGAAAUUCAAAAGACUACACAACCUGAACCGAAUUCAACGCCUGAAUCAAUUCAAAAUACGUAUGAUGAUAUCAGUUCAAAAUAUGUAAAUUCUGCAGUUGGAAAUCCUGCUUUUCAAAGUGAAAAUUCUUUCCACAGUGAAAAUAAUUUUAAAUCAAAUGAUAAAGAGUACGCAUCUGCAAUAAGCAAACAAGUAAAUAACCCCCAAAAGGAAAAAAAUAACAUAAUAUUAGUACAUAAAGCACAUCAUCAUGUAGACAAUGAUUCAGCUGAAAGUCGAGAAUUUUUAGAUAGGAAACCUGUUUGGGAUAAAAAAGUUAUUUCUGAAAGUGCUUCACAAAGAGCACAACGACCUAAUAAUGAACCUCCAGAGUAUUAUGUUCGCAAAAAAUAUUUGAAAACAAACAAUUCUAAAGAUGAAACAGUUAAUGAACAAGCUGUUUCAGAUAAUGACGAUAAUCCACAACAAAAUAAAAUGUAUUUGGAUGACUAUUUAGACUAUAGUGAUGUAUACAGGAACGGUGAAAAUACCCCUCACGAAGAAAACAAAAAGAUUACCUAUCCAAAAAAUGAUCAAAGGAUUCCUCGCUACAUCUAUCCUCUACCAGGCAUCAUACAAAAUGAUGAUGGAUCAAGAGAAUAUAAUUAUGGUUUCCGAGUAGAAGAUCCUCAAAAAAUUAAUUUACAGGGCGCUCGCAUUUUUAAAAUAAGUUUUCACGAUCCUAAUACCAAGAUUAAAAUAGGAAAACAAACAGAUUACAGCCAACCAACUAUAGAGUUGCAUAAAGAGCUGCUCAAUAAUGAUAAAGAUUUUCAUAAAAAUAUACGAGUAUACAAUUUAACAACUCGCAGUUUUCCAGAUGAAACACAAAAAAUAUAUUUGGCGCCUUUCUCAUUUGAAAGACAAUCUGGCAAGAAUGCACAGGUAAAAACUCAUAAUAAAUUUGUGGAGCAAAAAUCACUAAUCAAACCACCUAAGAUUAUCCCAUCGGCAAUUCAAAAUUAUGACGCCGAGAUCAAAACGAAAACAAGUAUGAAAAAUAUUGUCUUCGAUAAGAAUUUUAGAAAUGCACAAUUAACACCCUAUGGUGGUAGUCCUAAACAAACAAAUUAUAACAUAAUAACAGAAAAUCCAGAUGUUCCCACAGUCGAUGUAAAAGCGGACAGUAACAAGCACCUUUAUACACGUCCUAAGCCUGUAAUGCUCACACACAAUGAAAAAACUAAUUUGUCAAAAAGUAGUGAGGGGGAACUAGCUUAUGGAGUCGUAGUCAAAACUAGACCAGUAAAUCAAAAUUUUGAAAUCUUAGGAAAUACUGACAAAGCAAAAUCCUUGUUGCUAAAAUAUAAACAAGCCUCUCAAUUUUCCGAUUUGAAUUCUGAAAAGCCUAGUUUGCGGUCUUACGGUUACACAGUACAAAUGGGUCCUUUUCGGAAAGUGAAAGUUCCCCGUUUUGAAAACGAGCUGCAAAUCGAAGAAGAUAUACAUUCCCAAGCAGCAAUAAAACCAUUUUCAUCUAAUACGGAGGUGCUAAACACCGAAAAAAUAAAUCAUAUACCAUUAUCACUAGACAAAACCAUAUUUCAAAAAAAUUCAAAACCCUUUAUAGAGUCGGUAUUUCCAGGUCCUACAAGCGCACGUAACAAUCAAGAUCAAAUUAUUAAACUGAUUCCUCUCACAAAAGACAUACAGGAGCCCAUCCUAGAAAAGAAAAAAUCUGACAAUAGUCAACAACAUCAUCAGGAUCGUCUCCAGAGAAUACCUGAAUUACAAUAUAACAAAAAAAAUAACGCCCAUAAAAUGUAUUACAAAAUACCUUCGGCUCAGGAAGUUCGCAAAGAAAAAUUUGAAAAUUCUGGUACACCCCAAAGACCUCAGAAUUUCGCUAUAGGAGUACAGCCUUCUAUUAACAGCAAAUACGUUUUCACAGAUGGAGCAAAAUUACAUAAAGAAACGGGAUAUUCAAUGAACCCAACCUCAGAAAAUCACUCCACAACUGAUUCUAUCAAGCAACAGCCUCCUUUGAAAAAUGAUGAAAGUUUCGAAUGUGACGAUGAAUCUGAAUCAAGUCAAAAUACUUUUAAUCCUAAAAACCUUCAAUUAGGUAAAAAUGGACCCGCUCACAAGAUUAUCACGAAUGCACCAUCGUUUAAUAAUAACGUCAGGAAACAUGUAGAGGUAACUCUGAAAGGUAACAGAAAAUUUUAUGAUGAAACAACGGUGCAUCACGAUGAAACUGAUAACAGCGCAUCGCGAUGCAGUUACCAUAGCAGCAGCAAAGAAAGUAACAUCGAAAUUCCAGAACCUAACUAUAGCAAUGCAAAAGAAAAAUUUAUUGCUAAAUUAUUGAAACCGAAAGUACAGAACACACCUAAGCCUGAUGGUUACAGUAAACAAAAUGAGAAGUUGAAAUAUCCGCUUUUCCCCAUUACUCAAGCACCAAAGAUGGAAAAAGCACAACAAUACGAAGUUCCACUUCAGAAACGGCCCAUAAAACUUUUCGAUCUUCCAAGAGCAUCACAUCCAGCAGCUGUAAAGUACUACCCCGUAAAGAAAACUACCUUAAAUGAUGAUCAAAUUCUGGAAAAGAAAUUAUAUAACGAUGAAAUUAGAACUACAGAUGCUAUGCCAUAUACGUCCUCUAUAAGUAAUACACGAGAAGCAAAAUCCUCUGAAGAAUCUAGAAGUGCGUCAUCUUCAGAUAAUAAAUGGGAAGGAAAGUCUUUUGACGAAUCCUUUGACAUUAAAGAUCAAAAAUCUUCAGAUAGAUCAAAGCGUGUUGCUGAAGACAGGUAUUCUAAAUAUGCUGAAUUAGAGAGAGCAGCAGAAUUGGAAGCGGAAAGAAUGAUCAAGAGCAAAAGACGAAACGUAAAUAAAUAAAUAUCUUCGCCUACAAUAAAAAAGUAAUGCUUAAAUGAGGGACGAGAGUAUUUAAUUUUUAUGUAUGGGGUAAGAAUAAGAAAAAAUGAACUGAUGAACAAAAGUAAUUCUUUGAUUACUACUUGUAAAUAAUAUGUAAAUAUGAAUAAAUUUAUUUUUAUAAAAGAA
Messenger RNA from Stegodyphus dumicola, 7273 nucleotides. RefSeq lists its product as uncharacterized. The record is from RefSeq and is a predicted model, not a curated record. Gene Ontology annotation, molecular function: chitin binding. Gene Ontology annotation, cellular component: extracellular region. NCBI's taxonomy places the organism in Eukaryota, Metazoa, Arthropoda, Arachnida, Araneae, Eresidae.